AUGAGCGGAACUACCCUCGUCUCCAUAAUCUACGACACCGUAUGUAUGCGGAUACUCCACCUGAAAUUCGCACCACCUCAGAUUCGUGGUACGCUGGCUUUAAAUUCGGCUGUAGCGCACGACAGCCUUGAGUUCUUCAACAUUGAUGAGAAUGACGUGCAUUGUUACUUCUUGACGGAUACAAAGACUGGGCUAAUACACCUCCCAUCCUGCUAUGUUCGAGACUUCUAUUUCUUUCACCGCUCCUUUUAUCCUCAGCUAACAUUGGUGAAGUUAGAACUCGAGGAUGCACAUCUGAGAAUGAGGCAGACUGCUUUUGCUCAGCGAUUCAUCGAAGUGGGGAAAGUGCUGCUUACUCACAACAUACUCAAAUACAGUCCUCAACACGUGAUCGCGCAACGAAUAUUCUUCCUGCAUGAUGAGCUCACACACCUGCCAUCAUUUCCUCGGAAAAGCCUUGAGACGUGUUUUGGAAUGUACUACGGAGAGAUGGGAGAACAGUUAAAAGCAAUGGAAGCACUCCAUAAGUUCACCUGGGCCAAGCUGAUGUCAGAUAUGUUCGAGAAAAUGGAAAAUGCCUUCAUGUUUGCAGAUUUGCACCUUUUCAUCAACGUAAUUAACGGAAUUAUGAUAAUGCACUGCGAAGACCUCCUGAUCCUACGACGAUGUGCUGCUACUUAUAUUGCUAUGUGCAUUCACUUCAACAGCCUUUUCGCUAGUCAGGGGUUUUUUCUCAUUAUGCCCACUUUGCUGCGAUGCUACAGUCAGCGACAAACGAACCGUGUGUUCUGUUCGGUUGUGGAAUUCUUAUGCAGGCAGUUCUACACUCUGCACAGAAAACCGUUUCUUCUACAGAUGUGUGGCUCAAUAGCUAACAUUAUUGACAACAAUAACAACGAUUUUGAGAUCAAUCCGAUGCGUGUGAAGGCGAAGUACUGGUUUGUGUUGUUAAAAAAUAUGGAGAACAUGAGUGACGACUCGGAUCAGUUUGAUAUCCUAGGCCUCGUUCCAUACGACAAGCCACUAAAGGCGCUUGACCUUUGCUAUCGUGACGAUCCAAAUGCAUUUUGCCUUUUAACGGACGCCGUUGCGAGCUGCAUCUGUGUUUGUGCAUUUGCUCCUGAAAGCAAGCGAAGUCAUCAUAUGCUUCUCGUCAUGGCUGCACUUCAACCGCAUUUGAUCCGUCGAAUCGAAGAAGAAACAGCGUUGCAAUGCAAUUCUCAUGUUGCAGUAAAACAUGAGGUGUCCCAGUGGACAACGAUGUGCGUCGAGAUGAAGGCACUCAUCAACAGCUGCGAUAUACUUGCUAGAGGUCCACAGCGCGCAUUCGACCUAGUAAACACAGUUUCUGAACGCGGAAAGUCUUUUGUUGCUGAUUCGCCACAGUUUUUUGAUCCACCUACGACAAACGAGGAUGAGAACAGUCGGCCUUAUCACUUAAAGGAAAAGAAAUCGGUAGCCGUAGGAUGGGAGGCGGCUGAAAUUGAAGAAACACAUAAAGAGAACUAUCGUCGUCCUAGAGAUACUCUUCUAUGUUUAGCCGCACAGUUCAUCGAAAUGGCUACACCAAGGUUAAAAGAACUUGCGAAACUGAGUUCCACCAAUGAACAUACGAAGAUUCCUGAAGUGAUGGAUCAUAAGUGCCAUGUUAAAUUGAGUGAGAUAGCUUUGGCUCUGCUGAAGAUCGCCUCAUAUGAUUUGGCUACGAUGUCUUGCCUAGGUUUGCAAAAGUACUUCACGACGAUUAUGCCUGUCACUGACUGGUCUAUUGAGUCAAAUCGUUCCGCUCUGGGGAUUAUCCUGAAACGGCUGGACAAGACCAUCGCGAAAAUUGCAAAAAAGCAAAGCAUUCGAAGAAGAGUGAACUGGGUAGCGUUGGCUAAUUGGAUCAAGGGGAUCUGCGAUACACUUUCCGUUUUCCCAUACAUGGCUCAUCUGAAUCCACUGAAGUCGACUACCCAGUUAUGUCUGCGAAUAAUCGCCGGUGAUCCGUUCAACGAGGAAGGAUCAAUUGCCACACACUCUACCACUGUUCUUCAUCCCGCCCCACCACCACAGGCCUUCUGCAGUGCUGUCCUCCGCAUGACUACAAUUCUUAUGCAAGCACUGGGGCAGGCAUCUUUCUCUUUGGAGAUGGUGUCGAGUGCUGAAGGUUUAGGUGCAGCCGCGGAUCGCAUUGAGGCCGUGCUCUGCCAUCUGCUUAUACCGUUGUUUUUGCGUACUUCAACAAAUCCCAAAGAAGCAUCGGUUAUCCAAGCAAAGGACCUUUCCUUCUGUUUAUCUCUGAUGCAACAUGCAAUUUCUCCACCAAUCGGCAAACACAGUGCAACACCUAUUACCAGCUCGACAACAUUGACAACAACAUUUAUAAGAGGAGAUUUAUCAGGAAGACAAGGGUCAGUGUCAGUGACAGAUCGAGGCCACUCGGCUACAGUCUCUACGCUACGCAUAGUUAGGGAAAGUGUUUCCCAGAGCAUCUACCUAGCGCUGAAGGUUAUGAUGUUGUGUUUUGGUAAGCUGCUCACACCAAUGUGGCCGCGGGUUGCAAGGCUUGUAAGAGAUUUGAUCAGCAAGAAGCAAGGCGGGCAGAGUGCAGUACAAUUCAUUGACUUUGUUCUUCAUGCUGAGCUCCCCAUAGCUCUUCUCAUACUUCCUGUUAUUCAACAUAGGGUGAAGCAAAAGCCGUCAUGUGAACAGGAUGCGCAGUGGCAGGCCGAAAUCAUUGAGAAAAUCGAGUCAAGGGCCCAUUUCACUUUAUCUCUGGGAGCAUUGUUAAACAAAUGCCAGAUCGAAUUAGUGCAAUUAAAGGAUGACCUGGCUUGUCGCCCUCUAGAUCUCCCACGAUCUUACACCCCUACCGCUACCGAUGCUCAUUCUGAUUCUUCUGUCAUCUCAGCGGCGCAAAGGAAAGACAGAAAAGCCAGCUUGCGCAAACCUCAUCAUAUCAAAGAAGGUGGCGAAGAAACAAUUCUUGAGGAUAUCGAAGAUGAAUGCGGAGAGUCUUCGUCGCAACAGCCGACAACCAGUAGUCGAGUUACGAAGAGUCCGAGUGUCCCAUUGAAUAGGGUUGGAGCCUCACCGAGAACACGAUCUAUCAGCAGCUUUGGGAUGUGGAGAAGUGUACGUCGUAAAUCUCGUCAUGUGUCAACAGAGAGCGAAAGUGAUGGUGAUCGAAGUGUUGAACUUGCUGACAUUCACAGCCGCGAAGAGACUGGAGUGAUACAACGAACGCCACUUCGUCGUUCAACGGAAGCACUUGUACUACCUCUACACGAAACACUUGAUGCGAAUCGACAAAGAUUUGUCUCGUUUUCCACGCCCAAGAAACGGAAUGGAAAGGGUGAUGAUGACGUGUUCCAGAUCACAGAACAACAUCAACUUGUUUAG
Messenger RNA from Necator americanus (New World hookworm), 3387 nucleotides. RefSeq lists its product as uncharacterized. Gene Ontology annotation, biological process: monoatomic cation homeostasis. The record is from RefSeq and is a predicted model, not a curated record. The coding region runs from base 1 to 3387 and encodes 1128 amino acids. Lineage: Eukaryota; Metazoa; Nematoda; Chromadorea; Rhabditida; Ancylostomatidae. The transcript has 26 exons. Gene Ontology annotation, cellular component: axon; cation channel complex. Gene Ontology annotation, molecular function: monoatomic cation channel activity.